This is a messenger RNA of Plutella xylostella (diamondback moth), 3527 nucleotides long. The record is from RefSeq and is a predicted model, not a curated record. Lineage: Eukaryota; Metazoa; Arthropoda; Insecta; Lepidoptera; Plutellidae.
UUCAACGAGCAUAGACAAUAAAGAUUCCUUUCAUUCAAAAUUCAUAAACAAGAUAGAGUAUGUUGUGUUUGUUUGAAAAGAUGACAGUUAUUUAAAUUCAGAUUUGCGACGUUUAUUACUAAUUUUUCUUAUUUUUUUUCAGGAAAAUGGAUAUUGCCGAGAUGAAGUUUGUGUACAAACAGACUCACGAGAAAAAGCACAAAGGCAAGCCGGCGCAGUUCGUGAGCGUAGCUGGCGGGGUCCAGAAGAGGCUGGAAUCUAACAUUAAAUACAGAAAAAGUUGCAGGAUUUCCGUGUUCGACCAUGGUCGUAACUUAUCAAGAGAAGCAAGCCCUGUGCCGAUGCCCCAGGAUGAUUUCAAAACUAAACAGGAACAUCGGAGACAGCAACUUGAGAAAUGGAAGGAAGAAAAAGAAAAGAGGAAGAAAGAAGCAGCGGCGCAUAAGAAGAAGCCAUUUGUGGCCUCUGUGGCGCACGCGCCGCUCAAAUAUGUCCCUCCGCCUCCACCCAAGGUAAUGCCCAGUACAUCAGGCAGGGUUACCCGAUCUCAGUCAGCGAAAAACCAACAGAAAUCAAAGGCUGAGGCCAAAACAGCUGUAAAGUCAUUUGCGCCUAAAAAUGCUGGGUUCCGCCCCCCACAGCUGAAAGUUGACCUUGCCCAAGACAUGAUCCACCUUGGCUUGCCAACAUUCAAUAAACAGUCUAAAGCUACCAUUAACAAUAAAAAUGCCAAAAAUCUUCCUACAUUUGAUCCAAAACCAACUAACACUGUAAAAAGCUCAAGAUCAAAGACUAAUUUGAAUUCUAGACAAACUGUCAAAGAAAAUACAGUGAGGAUGAACACCAGAAGCAAACUGGAGACUACUCAAAAAACAACCAAAACUAAACCAGCUAAGGCAAGCCCUAAGAAACUCAAGAAGACUCCUAAGAAGACCAUUCAGAGUAGCACAGAGUCCAGCACCGACUUGGACUCCCAAGAGUAUGCAUCAGAUAAGUCCCUCGACAAGCAACAAUCAAAUGAAACCAUUGAGUCCCCAAUACUAAAGACGCGUACACCAAGAAAGUCAAUACUUCAAGCUUCUAACGUGACUCCUAAAAACUCUGUGCCUAAGAGUGAAUCUAGUUCUGAAGAGAAGCUAAGAUCACCGAAAGAGACAGUACCAAUGACCCCAGAGGCUAUUGCUGAAGAAGCAAAACACAUCAGCCCAUGUGUGACCAUCUCCCGAGGAAAAGACAAUGCCAGGAGGGAGAGCCAACGGAAACUACAAGAAGGUCUGUUAGCAGACGACCGCGGCGACAUGGAGAGCGUCCACCACUUCCGGCGGCAGCUGGACGCGGAGGUGGCUCGCAUGGCCGCGCUGUGCGACGCCUGGGACGAGGUGUAUGAGCAGUGCGAGCUGCCCGAGUUUGUGCAGGAGAUGGUGCUGGGCGGCGUGGGGCAGGCGCGGCUGCUGAUGGCGUCCAAGCUGCAGCAGUUCGCGGGGCUCGUGGACCGCUGCGAGGCGCGGGACUCGUGCGCCGGGCUGGUGACCCCCGCCGACCUGCAGGGCUUCUGGGACAUGGUGUUCAUACAGAUAGAGAACGUGGACCUCCGCUUCAAGGCCCUGGACGCUCUCCGCGCACGGGGCUGGGCGCCCGAAGCCGCGCCCGCCCCGCGCCCCGCCCGCCCCGCGCGCCCCGCCCGCCCUGCGCGAGCCCAGGCCGCGGCCAAGCAAGCCAGGCCCAAGGGAAACAGCCGGAUUAAGGACAUGAUUGCAGCGGCGCGCAAGGCGAAGAAAGACCAAGAGGCGUCCUCAUCCGACUCCUCCUCAUCCCCUAAGCCUGACACCGCCUCGGAAGGAGAGAAGACGUUCGAGGCCGGGUUCUUCUGCGUGCGCUCCCCGGUUCGGUCGCCGGCGCCCGCCACGCCCAUCAACAACAGACAUAAUCUGCUCAAGACUGUGCUGUCUAGUGAGGCGAGGAAGGCUUCUGCGUCGAAGGUGACGAAUUCGACAUCCUACGCCAUGCUCCGAGCUUCUCUGAUCAGUAAAAACGUGGAGAUUGAAGGAAUCGCACCUCUUGAACAAACCCCAAAGCUGCCCUCAAUAAACCUGAACGCUACGCCGGCGCGCAGCAUCCUCAAGUCAGGCGCAGUCGCCAGCGUCAGAAAAUCAGGGAAGAAAUCCAUUAAAACCGUCCUCUUCAAUGAAUCAGACUCGGAGCUCAACGAGUCAGUCCUGGUACCGGAAAAAGUCUCACCAGAGACAAACGUAGACAGCGGAGUAUCCUCUAUGGACGUAGACAAGGAGUCCGAGCAUGUAGAUAAAGAAAACAAAAACUCACGAAGGAGGUCGAAGCUCACACGUCAAGAGGCCACCGAGGACAGUCCCGUCAUGACUAGGAGCAGGCGCAAGAGCGUGCAGACGCCCAAAGAGGAUGAACACGAGAGGCCCAAGCGAGCCAGCCGGCAGAAGAAGGUGCUGCAAGAAUCUGAGCCUAAUGCCACAGAGGAAAAAAGCGAGCCUACUCCGAAGAAAUCGUCGAGGAGAAAGAAGAGUGUGCCCGAAGAAGAAGUCGUUGUUAAGGCUACUCCGAAGAGGUCGUCCCGGCGCAACAAGAUGGUAGAAGACCUGAUCGACUUCAGCACCCCGGAGCCGCGAACUCGGGGGAGGAAGUCCCUGUCAGCCGCUGACAAAUAGUGCCGUUAAUUGUAUACUUACACCACUUAUACAGAUAAGGUUGCGUGAGAGUGUGUGUGUUAUCCUGUACGUAAUGUAAGUGGUUAUAAUGUUAAGUGGUUUGAGCGCAUAACAAUCAUUUUGAUGUUAUGAGCCUUGGUUGCGAAGUUGACUUUUUUAAAACUAUGAUAAUGAAAACUAUUGUUAUCCUGAAUGAAGGUCUCGAAAGUUGAAGUAUGUAUGCACAUGGAGUAAUAAUGUAAUGGUCCUUGGUAUGGAGAUCUGUUUUUAUUGAUUUUACUUUCGUUAAAUAUAUACACGCAUGACCAACGAUUGUUAAAUCCCUUGCAGAGUUGGACACAUCUAUAGUUAAUAUUAUAGUGUGUAUCUCGUUUUUUCGUGGAAAAAUAUGUAAUUAUUAGCUGUAGUUGAAAGCAUUAUUAUUCUAAGUUGGUUUGAUAAUAAUGUGAAUAGUGUGCCUAUUAAGUGCCUGGAAUUACAGAUUCAAAAUACAUAAAAUAAUGUGACGGCAAAGCGCAUUACCUAGUAUAUUCAGGGAAAAUAUCUCUAUAUUUUUGUGUUUUCCAAAGUAUUAUUCGAUGCCAUAUUUUGUGUUCAAAUGAACGCGCUAAUACCUCAACUACUAUUUUAUUAAUCUUUGACUAAACUGACUUUACUGUUCUUAUUAGCACCUAAUUAUGUUUUCUAAUGAAUUUUACGUCUUUUAUGCAAGUCUGAAUAAUAAGGCGCGUUAUAGAGCGGCCUCUAGCUGACAUUACUUUACUUUAUUGUUAGAAUAUACUAAAUAGUGACAUAAAUAUAAGUAGUACGUUUGUUAGUUUAAAUAAAUGGGAAAUUAUUAAAAUAAUA